AAGAGGAACAAAGUUAGAAAGAGAGAAGAGAGGUAGAAGAUGAAGGUGCAGGAGAGUUUGUUCUUGGUGGCUUUUUUCUCCUUUGCGUAUGCGCAGCUGGUCAAGGGGCAACAUCAACCUCCCGAGGAUUGCCAAACUAAAUGUGGCAACAUCAAAAUCGAGUACCCUUUUGGCAUUUCUUCAGGUUGUUACUAUCCCGGAAAUGAAAGUUUCAGUAUCACCUGUAAGGAAGAUAGGCCACAUGUCUUAAGCGACAUUGAAGUGACAAACUUUAAUCACAGCGGCCAGCUACAAGUUCUGCUUAAUCGAUCAUCUACUUGCUACGACGAGCAAGGAAAUGAAACUAUGUCAGAUUACAGAUCUCUUACACUGGAUAAUUUAUCUCUUUCCGGCAACAACAAGUUAACUGCAGUAGGCUGUAACGCCUUCGCACUUCUGGCCACUUUUGGAAUGCAAAAUUACUCAACUGGAUGCAUGUCAUUAUGCGAUUCUCCCCCGGAGGCUAAUGGAGAAUGUGAUGGUAGAGGUUGCUGCAGAACGGAUGUUUCUCUCCCGUUGGAUAGCUAUGAAUUCCAAUUUGGCUCACGUCGCUUCCUGCACCAGACUUCUUUUCACCACUUUAGUACUUGCACCUACGCUUUUCUCGUUGAAGAUGAUAAGUUCAACUUCAGUUCUUCAGAAGAUCUGAAGAAUCUGCGAAAUGUCAUGAGGUUCCCUGUGUUACUAGAUUGGUCUAUUGGAAAUCAGACAUGCGAGCAAGUUGGAAGCACAAGCAUAUGCGGUGGGAACAGCACUUGUUUCGAUUCGACUACUAGAACCGGGUAUGUCUGCAGAUGUUAUGAAGGUUUUGAUGGGAACCCAUACCUUUCACCUGGUUGCCAAGACGUCAAUGAGUGUACUACUAGUAGCACUAUAUAUAAACAUAACUGUUCGGACCCCAACACCUGUAGAAACAAGGUUGGAGGCUUCUAUUGUAAGUGCCAAUCUGGUUACCGCUUAGAUACCACCACUAUGAGCUGCAAGCGUAAAGAGUUUGGAUGGCCUAUGAUUCUUCUUGGUAAGCUUCCCUCCUGAUUCUGGACUUACUGUUUCUCAUAUCA
Molecule: messenger RNA, 1100 nt
Organism: Arabidopsis arenosa
Lineage: Eukaryota; Viridiplantae; Streptophyta; Magnoliopsida; Brassicales; Brassicaceae
Source: the annotation of a GenBank genome assembly